CUAUGACUACUACUACGAAGACGAGGACGAGGACGACGACGACGACGACGACGACGACGAUGGUGGCGACGGUGGUGAAAACUGGACGACGUUGUUACUCACGGCGCUCACUUCAAUCCUCGCCGCGUGUCCGUCGACCCGGACUACAAUCUCGAUCUUUUUCUUCCCUUUAAUUUCUCUUACACCCCUUUCGCUUCCACUAGUAACCGUUACCAUAAUUAUCAUCGUCGUCAUCGUCAUCGUCAUCGUCAUCAUUAUAAUCGAUCAUCUGUCAUCGUUUAUCGUCCAAACUCGUCGUCAAAUACAACAUUCGCGCGUUUUUCCCAUAAAACAAAAAAAAAAACAAAAAACAAAAAAUCUCGGACAAUAUAAUGAAUCGUGUAAUGUUAUAAGUUCGUCGUGUCUUUUAAAUAUCGAUCUUAUCUCAUAAGUACGAUACGUUGUUCGUAAACGUUCGGCGUCCCAAGUUAAAUUCGGCGUACUCAAGGAAAAUCAACAAUUUCGUGACAACUGUUAAAAGGAUUCUAUGACGAAGUUUGACAGCAACAACGACGACGACUACGUUCGAUCGUUUAAGAAAAGGAUCGACGUGAUUUAUUUUGCCUAUCACGCGAUCAAGAUAACGGUUAUCCUGACGAGAUAACGCGCCAACGAAAAUACGAAGAAGAAGAAGAAGAAGAGAAACCGCGUGACCGUUCGAAUACAAACACAUUGACAUUUGUACUCGAUUAUAGAAAAUUUCUUCGAGAGAGACGAUAUUUUUCUCUUCCUUGUAUUUUUCUCUUCUGAAAAUUCGAAUGACUCGAUCAUCGAUAUUAACAAUAUUAAGUGACAGUAAGAAGAAAACAAGAGAAACGAUCGAAGAGAUAAAAUUUGAGAAGAAGAAGUCCAACACGUGUACGGACAAUGCCUUUGCAAAACGUCCGUCCUAAGACGGAAUGGAACUUUAAGAGGUGAACUUUCACGUGGCCUACUUCGGUAAAGUCCUUCGUGACUGGAGGGCACGCAAGAAUGUCCAAGAGAUGACUGGACAUUGAAAGAAGGUGCGGUGGCUCCUGAGUUUGCUGUCACCGUGGCUUCGUUUCGACGGAAUGGAGGUAAACGGGACUCAGAGUAGCCUGAACGGCACCGAGGUCAAUCGUACGACAGCACCAAUCUUCACUAUUGGCACCGACUUUAUUACCCGGUGGAAACUGAAAAGACAACGAGAACGUCUAUGUCGAUACGUAUACAAUCAGAUUUUGACAGCGGAAUGUACCCAAUUGAAUGGAACUUGGCCUGAUCCUGAGGAUCCACGUUGGAGUAGCGGUGAAUACGGGGAACUUUUGCCCGAAUGGUUUCCAACAAAUGCAACCAAUACCACGAUACCAGGAAACGUAACAACCCCGUCGUCAUUGGAUAUAGCACCUGCAUUACCACCCUUCGAGCUCUGGCAAACGGUCCUGAUAGCUAUAUGCUUAGCAAUAUGUAUAUUACUAACAGUGGGUGGUAAUAUUCUUGUAUUAUUGGCAUUUAUCGUCGACAGAGCCAUCAGACAGCCGAGCAACUAUUUCAUCGCGUCGUUAGCUGCCACUGACAUGCUCAUCGGUACAGUCUCUAUGCCAUUCUAUACGGUAUAUGUUCUAAUGGGCUAUUGGAACCUUGGACCUCUACUCUGCGACCUAUGGUUAUCCGUAGACUACACCGUCUGCCUUGUGUCACAGUACACGGUGCUUUUGAUUACGAUCGAUCGCUUUUGCUCGGUGAAAAUUGCUGCGCAAUACCGCAGUUGGCGAACAAAGAAUCGCGUCAUCUGGAUGGUUACUAUUACUUGGAUAAUACCAGCACUUCUAUUUUUCAUCAGUAUAUUUGGUUGGGAACACUUCAUCGGUUACAGGGAUCUCAAUCCGGGACAGUGUGCAGUGCAAUUUCUCAAAGAUCCAGUGUUCAAUACCGCUCUUAUAAUCGGUUAUUAUUGGACAACGUUAAUCGUACUUUUCAUUCUAUACGGAGGAAUAUAUAAAACCGCGUAUGACAUGCAAAAGAAAAGCGAAAUGAAGCAGAGAAAAAUGCAAUCGAUGGUGGCAUUGAGCGCCGGUGCCAUGUCUGGAAUGGCUGGUCGUGCAGCCGGUAUAGGUAUAUCAAAGACGCAAAGUACCUUGUUGAGUCAAGAUAAGCCUAGAGUGAGCUCGUCGGGGGGUCAAGAAGAUAAUACAGCUGGUGCCGAUAGCGGACAAAAGUCAUCCAAAGUUUCGGGAUCCGGUGGAACGGAGGAUGCCGCGGACAAGGUUACUUGUGCAAGUACAAUGCCUACGGAAACAGAAAAAUCCGAACGAUCUAGUAGCCCGGCCUUUGAUUCCGACGAAGAAAGUACCGUCGGACCAACUCAACAGUUGAGUAACGUCAAGAAACGUUCGUCUCUCGCUGGCUUGGUCGUCCAAUCUGGUGCGCUUCAAGUAUUCGCCACCAAUGGUCGAUUGAACGGCAUCGUACCUGUUAAGAUUGAAACAAACGUACCAACCAUGAAGAAAAUCUUACCGACGACUAGUCCAAUAUGCGAAUCCAGCACGAUGACGCAGAAAGGCCAAACACUGCCGAAGAUACAGGAGCUCAGUCUUCUGGAUACCGAUAAUCCCAUAGAGCCAGACAAAUCCAGUAGUCAAACAUUAACCCCAGAACAAUCAUUAAAAUCUAUCGACGUUUAUAGUAAUAAACAUACGACCACGUCGAACGAGGAUACCACGCCACCAGUUCAACAAAUAUCUUUGAACAGUUCUCAACAAAAUAUCAUACCACCCCCCACGCAAUUUCAAAGCAGCCCACCGAUAACAGAAAGUCCCUCGACCUCGUCGUCUGGUGAAAGACCGAAAUCCUUGGUCGUUUCCAGUCAUGGUCAAGGUACAUACGAUAUUUUAACUGGCCUCGACGGUGCCGAUUUAAGGUACAUGGACGAAAGCUCGGUCAUUCUUCCGAGUCCUUCCUACGAAAGUCCACCCUCAUCUUUCUCUUGUAGUUUAGCGAAUCCUCUUUCUACCGCACCGUCGUCGCCUAUUCUCUGCAACGCGAUUUCCACGGCAACUACGACUAGUUUGUUACAAGCUGCACUCCUCCGAGCGACUCAACAAGCUGGCACGAAUCAGAUAAAUUUAUCGAAUAAACAAACGCAACAGCAAUUACCAGUAAUGUCGAAUGCCUCAAGUCAAACACAUCCACCCCGUGUCUUUAUCACUCAACAAACUAACGCAGCAUCUCAAACAUCUCCUACGGUGAGUAAAGUGAAUACCGAAGUAACCGUCAAAGCUGAAAACAGUAAACGUCAACCGGUUACGACUGUGAUUAAUACAGCAAAAACCGUUGAGUCGUCGAACUGCACGACCGAGAGAUUUUCUGAUCAAACUACUGAAAGAUUAUCCGAUCAAGCGACCAAGAUCAGCAAUAAUCCACCACAAAAUUCAUCUUCUAGUAGUAUGGUACCGACGAUUUCUGGAACAGACGGACAAGAGACUAAAAAACAAUCGAAAAAGAGAAAAACUGAAAAUGGGGAAGAAGGUGGUUCCAGAAGAGACUUCGUCAAAACCAUCGGCAAACGAUUGAAAGCGAAAACUCAGAGAAAUCCGACAAUGGGACGGCAAAAGUCAAGAACGGAAAACAGAGCACGCAAGGCCUUCAGGACGAUAUCUUUUAUUCUUGGAGCUUUUGUUGCCUGUUGGACGCCCUAUCACAUUUUGGCUCUCGUCGAAGGCUUUUGUACGAAUCCUCCGUGCACGAAUGAACAUCUCUUCAUGUUCUCCUAUUUCCUGUGCUACGCAAACAGCCCUAUGAAUCCUUUCUGCUAUGCUUUGGCUAAUCAACAAUUUAAGAAAACCUUUACGAGAAUACUUAAAGGUGAUCUGCAUAUGACGUAAAUAAUGCACCGCGCGUCUCAUAGAUAAAAUAUUAUAAUAGUAUGUUGUACCUACUUCUACUGCUUGAGAAUAUGGUAUACGUUAUAGAAAAUGAAAAUGAAAAUGAAAAUAGAAAAGAAAAGAAAAGAAAAGAAAAGAAAAGAAAAGUAAAGAAAAAUUAAAUAAAAACUCGACUUUUUAAGGCCUUCCAUACCGCGUACCGUAAUAUUCCCACUUAUCGUAAUGGCGGUUAAAGCGGACAAUAAUUUAGUCAAAUGGCGGACUCGUGGAAAGAAAAAACUAAAUGAAUGUACUACGUGCUUCUUGUAUAUAGUUAAACAAAAAAUAAAAAGAAAAAAAAGCAUUUUUUUCGUUGACAUCGUUCGACAUCUAUAUAUUCGGGUGUACAUAUUGUAUAUGUGUGAAUAUUUGUUAAAAAAUUAUGUUACAAAAGAACAGAGAGAAAGAGAGAGAUAUAUACGCUGAGAUCUUAUCGCGUAAUGUAGCUUUUAGAUGAAGAAACUAUCGUAUCUCGGUAUCGAUUAAAAAAGAAAUAAUAAUUAAUUACGCCUUUGAUGUAUACUGUCAGUGUAAGCUCGAAAACAUCGACUUUUGCGAUGAAAGAACGACACGUGCUUUGAUAGCACAACAGAAAAGGGGGGAACGGAAGGUAUACAUAAUUAUAGUUAUUUCUUAAUUAAGACUGUACAGAAGAACGUCGAUACGUUGCCGCGAUGUUUCCUUGGUCAUGCGAUUAAAUAUCCUAAGAAGAGAAAGUAAUUUCAACGGAAAACCCAUCAUUUCGCGAGACAAGUCACAUUAUCAUUCUAAAAUACAUUUUUUUUUAACACGACCUGUCCGCAUCUGAAAAUAAAGAUCGAUAUAUGUACUAAUUAAAAUUGUUAGAGAAGCCUUGAAAUAUGCUAACGUUUAGUGCGAUAGAUUAUAUUUAACGAGUCUCUUAAAACAUAUGUUUAAUAAGUUUGAUUAAAAGAAUAUACACACACACACACACACACACACAUAUAUAUAUAUAUAUAUAAUUAUGUAUAAAACGGGCAUUUCGUUCGCCACAUGAAAGACAAAAAGUGAAAUAAUGCUUGAAAUAAUGAAUAUAAAAUAAUAUGUUAACCCUAGUGUGAGACGGUCCCUAUGCGUGCUAGUUAUCUCGUACCACCGAUCUUGACCGAUGAUGAUCGUACGCGGACCUCGAAAUUUAAAAGACGAAAAUGUUUAUCGUUUAACGGCGGAAGUGUAGAAAAAAGUCUAUUUAAAAACUUUCCUCUUCAUUUCUUUUUCUUUUUUUUUUAUUAUUUUCCAAGCAACGAAUUGGGUCAGAACAGCUCGUUUCGAGAAAGUACCGGGUGUUCGAGGAUUUCAUCGUGGAGCCAUAUUGGAUCCAGAUAUACACUGCCCUGGGGUGGCCUAUCGAUGCGCAGGCCUUUUUCUCUGACCUUCCUCGAAUAUAUUAUUUCAAUCGAGACGAGCGUAAGAGAUCGUUCGUUCGAUCAUCGAUCAACGAUUAUGCUAUCUUCUAUCCAAUCGUUACUACCAUUUUCAAAAAUCUUCUCUUACUAUCGUUACAUUACUUUUGGGAACGUCGAGGUCGGCUGUACAAAAGAAAAAAGAAUAAAAAAUGAAAAUUCGAUCAUUAAAAUAAAUAAAAUGGGAGAAGAGUUUUUGUUACAAGUCGCGCUUGUGUCAAUUGACAACGUAUUAUUUGAUUUUAUUCCUUUUUCAAAAUUCAAAUCUGUUAUUUAUCAAAGUGAUCUCCUUCCGAAAAGUAUAAGCCAAGAUAAGCUACGUUGUUAUACGUGUAACUGCGCUUGUAUAGAUAUUUCCGAUGUAUUGUAACAAAAAAAUCAAAAGAUAUACCCACGCGAUAUCGUGUAUUUCCGUAUAGCUUAUUUACUGCUACGCAUCGAAAUUUAAUGUUACGCGGAUAUAUGGAUGCGUGGUAUUCGCGGUAAGCACAAUAAGCGCUAAGUAAGCGCAAAAUAAGCUUAAAGUAAGCGCAGAUCCAUGGAUUCGUGGAUUCGUAGAUGCAUGGAUAUAAAUGGAUGAAUAUUUAUGACUAUGUGCAUGCGUGUAUGUUUAUGUGUGCGCGCGUGUGUGUUUGCGUGUGUGUGAUGUGUACAAGUGUACAUGGAAAACUUCACACUUUAUUGUGAUUUUCGUCAAUAUUAUUAAUUAUCAUUUCAUACAUGAAUGUAUAUCGAAGGAAAAAAAAAAAGAAACUAAUUAUCGUUAAGUUGUUAUAUUCUUACCGAGUGGGAAACGCGCUAACAAAUUUUUGGCAAAUUUGGAUAAAUUCCAAAAUUCACUGCCAAUGCUAAUAAGGUCUCAUUUCUUUUGUUGCGAAUAAAAACGCUCGAAAGAAUAUUUAAUAAAGAAUUUUUUUCAUGGACGUCACACUUCACAAAGCCAAAAGAAAUAACAUUAUAAUAUUAUAUUAUAUAUCGUAAUUUAAAUCGCUGUAUCGAUAAUACCUCAAAAGAAAAUCGCUUCCUCAUCUUCCGUUUAUCACACUCUAUUACUAAAAAUAAAUUAACUCUACGAGUAAUAUCGAAUAAAAUAAUCGCUUCUUGUACAAAGAUAUCAUUACAAAGAGAAUAUAGCGUCGCUUUGACGUUAUGUGAUGUAAUUAGUAUGUGUAUAGAGAGAGAAAAUUGUAUUAUGUACAACGUAGUGUUAUCAAUAACGGCGCAAUAUUUAGGGAAAUAAAAUAUAUAGCUAUAAUAUAUAAUAAUAUAAUAGUAUUGUUUUUCAAAUCGUCCUAAAAAAACGAUUAACACGAAAUAAUAAACCGCAUAAAGCCUAUGUACAAUAUUUCAAUUUCGACGAUUCGAGAAACCCUAGUCUUCGUACGUCGUGCUAUUAAUUACGAUGAUGCUUCUUUUUUAUAUAUAUACUUAUUAUAAAGCAAAUAUAAAUUAGGUACUUAUUGUAAAUGAGCAAAUUAAAAAAAAAAAAAGAAAAAAGAUACAAAAAAAUAAAAAGAACAAGAAAAGAAGGAUGCGCUAUUAACUGUGAGGGAUAUAAAAAAAAAUGUGACACGUACUCGAUAUUAUAAAUUAUGACUGGUACAUCUUAGAAAAUUCGACACGUUUCUAUUCUUCAUUUAAGAAAUAAAUUCCAUGGUUCUUGUUCACAAUUCUUAUUCACGUCCCCAAACAAAUGUUCUCUACCUCAAGACAAGAUACGUAAUAAGAAAGAUAAAAAAUCUUUUAAGUCGGUUUCGACGACCAAAGCAAUUCUGAUCGCAUAUCAAAGAACAAUUAAAUAUAUAUAUAUGUAUAUUUCGAUUCUCUUACGGGAAAAAUUUGUUAUUUCCUUCUAAGUGAUUUAUUACGAAUAUUUUUUUCAAAAUAUAAAAAGGAUGAAGAGUUAAUAUUAAAAUCGAGAGCAAGAACGUUAAUUGUUCCACAGCGCAUAUCUAAGUGAUGAUAAACAUCGUUAAUUCAUUUUCCAAUUUGGCCUAACGAUACGGAAACUCGUUUCCCCGCUAAUGAACUAAAGUAUAACGUAAUUAAUGAAUUAGCUGCUCGAAGGAUACCUUUUAUAAUAAAUUCGAGAAAACGAAAUUUUACAGUAUAUAAAGUAUAUAGAAAAUUGUAUUAACAUUAUUAUAUUUUAGAUUGAAUGAUCGAUAAGAGGAAUCGAUGCUGUUAGAAAUUUAGAAAUUGUUUGCUAAUUAUAGGAACAUAU
Polistes canadensis is the source of this 7571-nucleotide messenger RNA. It is a transcript of the gene mAChR-B, whose product is annotated as muscarinic acetylcholine receptor M5. The record is from RefSeq and is a predicted model, not a curated record. The transcript has 5 exons. Lineage: Eukaryota; Metazoa; Arthropoda; Insecta; Hymenoptera; Vespidae. Gene Ontology annotation, molecular function: G protein-coupled serotonin receptor activity; G protein-coupled acetylcholine receptor activity. Gene Ontology annotation, cellular component: membrane; synapse; dendrite. The coding region runs from base 1092 to 3884 and encodes 930 amino acids. Gene Ontology annotation, biological process: adenylate cyclase-inhibiting G protein-coupled acetylcholine receptor signaling pathway; G protein-coupled receptor signaling pathway, coupled to cyclic nucleotide second messenger; chemical synaptic transmission.